Molecule: messenger RNA, 3443 nt
Organism: Juglans regia (Persian walnut)
Lineage: Eukaryota; Viridiplantae; Streptophyta; Magnoliopsida; Fagales; Juglandaceae
Product: oxysterol-binding protein-related protein 1C-like
Exons: 10
Coding region: 485-2884 (799 amino acids)
Cellular component (GO): cytosol; intracellular membrane-bounded organelle; membrane
Molecular function (GO): sterol binding
Source: RefSeq, a predicted model, not a curated record
CACCCCAAUCAUAAACUCUACAGCCAACCGCUUCAUAUUUAAACCUGACCUGAUAUUCUGGCACUUUCAUUCCAAUUCAACUUUUUCGUCUUGACCGCUCUUCCCUGCCACCUCAUCUCGCCGGGGACCUUUUCUUCCUAUCUCGCCGGACCGGAUUCCUUCUCUCUCCGCUCACUCCUCCCUCCGACUUCCUAGCAAAGGUUCUAAAAAACAAUCUCUCUCUUUCUCUCUACAAUUUCAAGAGCUAGGAAAUCAUUCACCGCUUCGUGUGUAACGGCUUUUAUCCCGUAAUUCGCACGAAGACCUCGCUCCUUCAAUUUCAGUGUCAUCCAUAUCGUUAAUUAUUGACCGGAUUCGUUUGAGAGAAAAAGAAAGUAUGGAAAUCCGCAUCUUCACCGGGAAAAAUGUUCCCCGACGUCUCUUCGGCUUCCUCGGAAUCGGCGAUCUGACCGGUAUUUUGUUCUAACUCAUUCAUACAUCCCCUAUGCAUCUGCAUCCCUUCUGUUGCGUGUCUACUGUGUCCGACCAUUCCCCGGCGCUCCACCACAUGCCGCCUCUCCCCACGGCCAUGUCUGCCAGAUCCGAUCCGCCGAAUGCCCGAACCGGCGACAAACAAAUCCAUAACGACAAUAACGGCGAUUGUGGCCGGAUGAGCCAUCAAAGAACGGCUUCGGCGGGUCAUUCGGCGGGUCAUUCGGCUCGGGAGCAGCCGGUGGACGUUAAGAUCCAUGAUAUAGUGGGGAACGGGAUCUCGGGGAUUCUGUACAAGUGGGUGAAUUACGGGAAAGGAUGGAGGCCGCGGUGGUUCGUGUUGCAGGACGGCGUUUUGUCGUACUAUAAGAUUCAUGGACCCGAUAAGAUCGUGGUGAACCAAGAGACCGAGAAAGGAUCGAAGGUCAUCGGCGAGGAAUCCAUGCGAAGGAUUAAGAGGCACAAGAAUGGGACCUCGCUCCCGCAACAACCCCUUCCCCGCAAGCCCUUCGGCGAAAUUCAUCUCAAGGUUUCCUCAAUUCGCGAAAGCAAAUCAGACGACAAAAGAUUCUCGAUUUUCACUGGCACAAAGAGGCUCCACCUAAGGGCCGAGACGCGUGAAGAUCGAGUAGCAUGGAUGGAAGCACUGCAAGCUGUGAAGGACAUGUUCCCACGGAUGUCCAACAGUGAGCUAAUGGCUCCCAUAGACAAUGUCACUGUUUCGACCGAGAAGCUGAGGCAGCGGCUUUUGGAGGAAGGUGUUAGUGAGGUAACCAUCCAGGACAGCGAGCAGAUCAUGAAGAGUGAGUUUACAGUGCUGCAGAGCCAACUCCUACUGCUAAAGCAGAAGCAGUGGCUCCUCAUUGACACGCUGCGGCAGCUUGAGACGGAAAAGGUUGAUCUGGAGAAUACAGUGGUUGAUGAGAGCCAAAGACAGUGCAAUGAUGAAGGGGCCUCUUCUGGAUUAAUGCAAGACAAAUUCAGUGAAGGAAGUGCUAGUGAGUCUGAAGAUGAUAAUGAAAGAGUUGAUGCUGCAGAGGAAGAAACAGAUGAAGAAGACAAUACAUUUUUUGACACUCGAGACUUUCUUUCAUCCAGCUCUUUCAAAAGUAAUGGGUCUGAUUUCCGGCUAUCAUCUUUCUCUUCAGAUGAUGAAGGUUUUUUUAUAGUUGAAUCUGAAGAUGAUAUUGACCCUUCCAUUAGAUCUGUUGGAGCUAACUAUCCUCAUGUUAAGCGGCGUAAGAAAUUUCCUGACCCUGUUGAAAAAGAGAAGAGUGUCAGUCUUUGGUCUAUGAUUAAAGAUAACAUUGGAAAGGAUCUCACGAAAAUAUGUCUUCCUGUUUACUUCAAUGAGCCUCUCUCUUCCCUGCAAAAAUGUUUUGAGGAUCUGGAAUAUUCAUAUCUUAUUGAUCGAGCAGACGAGUGGGGGAAAAAGGGUAAUAGUCUCAUGAGGAUUCUUAAUGUGGCUGCUUUUGCUGUUUCUGGAUAUUCUUCAACGGAAGGAAGAAUAUGCAAACCGUUUAAUCCGUUAUUAGGGGAAACCUACGAGGCUGAUUAUCCAGAUAAAGGCCUCCGCUUUUUCUCAGAGAAGGUCAGUCAUCACCCUAUGGUUGUUGCCUGUCACUGUGAGGGUACAGGAUGGAGAUUCUGGGGAGAUAGCAAUUUAAAGAGCAAAUUUUGGGGUCGAUCAAUUCAACUUGAUCCUGUUGGUACUUUGACUCUGGAAUUCGAUGAUGGGGAAGUUUUUCAAUGGAGUAAGGUCACUACGUCAAUAUACAAUCUCAUAUUGGGAAAGCUGUAUUGCGAUCACUAUGGUACAAUGCGCAUACAGGGAAAUCAUGAGUAUUCAUGUAAGCUGAAAUUCAAGGAGCAGUCUAUCAUUGACAGAAAUCCUCACCAGGUACAUGGUAUAGUUCAAGACAGGAAUGGAAAAACAGUGGCCACGCUCUUUGGAAAAUGGGAUGAAAGUAUGUAUUAUGUGAUUGGGGACUCUUCUGGGAAGGGAAAGGAUUAUGAGUCUUUAUCUGAUGCCCGUCUUCUCUGGAAGCGUAGCAAGCCUCCCGAGUUUCUCACGAGAUAUAACUUAACACGCUUUGCCAUCACAUUGAAUGAGCUCACCCCUGGACUGAAGGAAAAGUUGCCGCCUACGGAUUCAAGGCUAAGACCUGACCAAAGGUAUUUGGAAAAUGGAGAGUAUGAAAUGGCAAAUGAAGAGAAGUUGCGGUUGGAGCAGCGGCAACGGCAGGCUCGAAAGAUGCAAGAACAGGGUUGGAAACCACGGUGGUUUGCAAAAGACAAAGGAAGUGAUACAUACAACUACAUUGGUGGGUAUUGGGAAGCCAGGAAACAAGGAAAUUGGAAUUCCUGUCCUGAUAUCUUUGGCCAAAUCCCAUCGGAUCAGCUGUCCGAGUAAGUUGUUACUGUUCUCUUGGUUUGCCGAUUCUUUUUCAUUCUACUCAGAUCGGUGGCAAAUGACUGCGGAUCUGACCAGUUAAAUUUCCCGAUAACAUCCGUGCAUGUAAGUUUAGACGAAAGAUGGUAGAAUGAAAUUAUAGAGAAUUUUGUCCCAUUUGGAUCCUUCAAUUUUGUAUCAAAAGAUACGGACAUGAUCCUAGUGUACAAGGAAUAUUACUACAGUUAGGUUGAUUCAACAAAUCACAUCCCAGAGAGAGAACUCAGAAGUGUUGGCACCAAUUUAUCGGCACUGUUUCCAGAACUGUGGUCGGAAAUUGUUGGAGGAACCUUCAUCAUGUGUAAUGAGCCAUCACAACUGGUAAUUGCACUAUGUUGGAUGCUCCUAGUGGAGAGCCGGGUUCUGUUUGUACAAAAAAGGAAACAUUAUUCAUUACAAUUACCUUGGCGGGGAAGUAGAAGUUGGUUCUCUGAAAAUUCAUAUGCGAUGUUCUAAAAGGGCUAGAUUCAUGUAGAGAAACCCCUAUAAUACACUAUUAACGGCUUUAGGGUUUUCCUUA